CUUCCAUUUCUAGCCAGUCCAGUGGUGACCAGAGCUCCCCCAGUCUGUUUGGCUCAAGCUCUCAGGGUAGUCCUUUUGACUUGUCUACCAAAUCUUCAGAGAUGUCCAGUCAGUUUAAGCCCUUGGUGGUAUCUAGCCAGUCUACUAAUAGUCAAAGCUCCCCUAGUCUACAUAUGGUUAGCCCUCAAAGCAGUUCAAAGUCAACAGAUGCUGCUGCACCUCUGUACACUCAGGCCAGUGUCUCUUACAGUAGCUUAUCUAGCCAGGCUCAAGGCUCCGCAACUUCUCGGGGUAGCUCUGGGCCUGAAUUGUUUGCAAGUUCUGCCCAAUCUGUCCCCACGCGAGUAGGAAGUGCCAGUUACAGUGGUGUGUCCCAGUCUCUCAGUGCUUCUAGUCUGUAUACUCCAGGAUCCCUGGUGGCUAACAAGCGUAAUUCCUUACCCCUGGGGGUUUCUAGCCAGUCCACACAUGUUCCGAGUUCACCUAAUGCGUUUACGUCAAGCACCCAGAGCAGGUCUGGCACUCGGUUGGCAACUUCCAGUCAUUUUAUCCCUGUGCAAGGAGGUAGUAGCUCUGUUAGUUUAUCUCUCAAGCCUCCGGGCACUCUGGGUCCAUAUGCUCCCUUGUCCCCUAACAAAUAUGUAAGCGCUCCCAUGUCUGCACCCCAAGCUGCCACAAAGAGCGGGUCAUCCUAUAGGGCAAGUUACCCUUGCUAG
Sinocyclocheilus grahami is the source of this 716-nucleotide messenger RNA. RefSeq lists its product as uncharacterized. The transcript has 2 exons. NCBI's taxonomy places the organism in Eukaryota, Metazoa, Chordata, Actinopteri, Cypriniformes, Cyprinidae. The record is from RefSeq and is a predicted model, not a curated record. Bases 102 to 716 code for a protein of 204 amino acids.